Ipomoea nil (Japanese morning glory) is the source of this 1562-nucleotide messenger RNA. RefSeq names its product UV radiation resistance-associated gene protein. Gene Ontology annotation, biological process: SNARE complex assembly. Gene Ontology annotation, cellular component: lytic vacuole; endosome. The transcript is spliced from 6 exons. The record is from RefSeq and is a predicted model, not a curated record. Lineage: Eukaryota; Viridiplantae; Streptophyta; Magnoliopsida; Solanales; Convolvulaceae. Gene Ontology annotation, molecular function: SNARE binding. The coding region runs from base 281 to 1348 and encodes 355 amino acids.
AAUUUUACCGUCGGUCUUCCUGAUCAUCAGCAGAACACUUGUCUUCGUCUCUUGUGUUUCCUCUCUCAUCUUUACUCUUCUUCGCACCCCACAAACCCUUAACCCCAAAUUCCCCUCUAUAAGUACGGAAUAAUCUCCCCGUAUCAUAUCCAAUGAGGUUAACCAUACCCUAAUUUCUCGACGAUCCGGCGUAAGACGAUGGUGAAGAGUUGGUGUCGCUUGCACGUCGAUAAUCGUCAGAAGAUCGAAUCUGAUUUGAACCUGGUUAGUUCAUUUGUUAAUGGAACCGAAGAAAGCUGUUGUCUCAUCGGAGGGAGGGAAGCGGAGCCAUGACGAGAAGGUUAAGGUUUUACAGUGGGAAGAUUAUGAACAAGAGCUCGCCCGUCUCUGCAGUCUCACCGCUGCCCUCAAUGAAGCCAAGCAGAAGAAGCAAUUGCUUGACGAAAAACUACAGUCCACCUUACGGCUUGAAGCAGAGUCAUUGAAUUGUUCAAAUGAGCUUGAUGAGAUGAGAGAAAAAUUAGAGCAUCGGAAAUUAGUGAUGGGAAACACAUCAAUGAAUUCAAAGGUCUUGAAAGAGAAGGUCAAGAAGGAAGAGGACCAACUUAGUAAUGAUAUCAGGUCUUUGUUGGUUGCUGGAACUGCUCUUUCUCUUGCUAAGAAGCGAUUGCAGGAUGCUAAUAGAUCACUUGCUGGGGAAAUGGGUUGUGGGCAUUUAAAAUCCUUGCAGAGAUUUGUGAGACUAAGACAACAGUUUAUGGUAUCGCAGGUUCAAUUGCUUUAUCCUGUGAAAGUAACAACAGGACAUGCACCAGAACAAGAACUCGAAUCAUUUACCAGUAUUAUCAAAUCGGGUAAUUAUACUGGACAAAAACCUCUAGAUCAAGGAUCCUUGACAAUUGCUGGCCUGCAUCUUACUGUGAUUCCUUUUACGAAGAAGAGUUUUUUCACUGAUAAGAAGGAGGUUCAGAGGUCUGCAACUGCUCUGGGAUAUGUUGCACAUGCUGUAUCACUCAUUGCUUCCUAUUUACAAGUUCCUCUUCGCUAUCCUUUGCGAUUAGGAGGUUCCAGAUCAUACAUAUGUGAUUAUGCACCUUCAAUUGAACCAUCAUCACUAGAUGUGAUAUCAGAUUCAUUAGUCUCUACAAAUUUGAAGCCCGUGGAAUUUCCUCUCUUUUUAGAAGGGCAAGAUUCAACAAGAGCAGCAUAUGCUGUGUUCCUGCUAAAUAAGGAUCUAGAACAGCUUUUGAAUUAUAUUGGUGCAAGAAGCUUAGGGCCACGCCAUGUACUUGCUAAUUUGAGGGAACUAUUAAGGACUAUUCUUGCUCCUGAGUAUAUAGAUACAUGAUUUGUGAUUGAAUGUUUCAGGUUUGAUUGUAAGCUUUUGUAAAUAUGCUACUUAAUUUUGUGCAAGUGCCAUUUUUGCUGAGAACCACUUGCUGUAGAUCUUUCCCUAAUUCUUACACUGGAAAAAAAACAUGCAAGCUUUUGCUUCAGAGAGACACUACAUAGUUUUUGUCUUCUUUUUUUUUUUUUUUUAAUAAAUUUUAUAUUGCUCCAAA